CCUUAUUGCUUGACAAAAGACUUCACUUGCGCAGCAGUGGCACUAUAAAGUUAGGCCUACACCUCCCUCUUUUUGUCUUAUCGUUUAAUACUUCCUUACUAUUCAUCUAAUAAUCGAUUUUUUUAGCGUCUUUCUUGUCUUUAUUUUGGCCUAACCAAGUAUUUGUAUUUAAGAUUUCGAGUGGUAUUUGGUUCGUUCCCAUUUUAAGCAUGCUAAACCACACUCAUUCUAUAAGUCGUGAAACGAUCCAUGGAAACGCAAUAUGCGAUCUACAUCGAAAAAAGUUUGUGAAUCUUUACCCGGUCGACGUCUGGAAGUCCAGUGGCUUUUUCGAUGACAUUGAUCUGAUGGAUAUAAACUGUCACUGGUUACAGUUUGAGCCCCCAACUCCAUCGUCACAUUUCAUGCUGGCCAUCAUUUACUCGGUUGUUUUCGUUAUUGGUUUCGUCAGCAAUACUGCCAUCGUCUACAUCCUUUUGAGUUCGAAAAAGUUGCUCACUCCAGCCAACAUUCUCCUAGUAAACCUAGCGAUCAGCGACCUGUUGAUCAUAUCAAUGAUUCCGAUCUUCUUGUACAACAGUUUUCUUCAAGGACCAGCCAUCGGUGGCCUCGGUUGCAAAGUGUAUGGAUUUCUAAGCGGCUUUUCUGGGACUUCUACGAUUUUAACGUUGGCAGCCAUAGCAAUCGAUCGCUACCUUGUCAUUAGCCGUCCGUUAGACCUAGCCAAAAAGCCGACUCGUACGUGGGCAUACGCUACCAUCGCAAUUACAUGGCUUUAUUCGGCCACCUUUGCUUCGCUGCCGUUUCUGGGUGCCGGCAAGUACGUGCCAGAAGGCUACCUCACGAGUUGUAGCUUUGACUACCUCUCGGAGGAUACUGGGACUCGCGUCUUUAUUUUUAUUUUCUUCGUCGCUGCCUGGGUCUGCCCAUUGACAAUAAUCACGUUCUGCUAUGCGGCAAUCGUUCGAGCAGUCUAUCGCGUCCGACAAAAUGUCACCCGAGUACCGACCCAACCCAUCGAUAAUAAGCAUCUUCAUCAAUGUAUACCAUCACCCCCUUCCAUCACUACAAACAGCACCACACGGAGCAAGAAAAUCAAUAAUCAACUUCGAGGUAUCAACCAGCCCAACGUUGAAAUAGCAAUCGCAAAAAUUGUUGCUGGAUUGGUUCUGAGUUGGAUAAUAGCGUGGACUCCAUAUUCCCUGAUUUCUCUGCUGGGCAUUUCGGGUCACACCGACCUUUUGACUCCACUCAGUUCGAUGCUACCAGCCUUGUUCGCCAAGACUGCCGCGUGCGUUGACCCAUUCAUAUAUUCCCUCAAUCAUCCCAAAAUUCGCCAAGAAAUUAUCUUCCGGUUGUACAAAUGUUUUAUCCAAUCUGCCGGGCGUCGUGAUGCAUCUUUCAAUUCAGACAUUCCUGAAUGGAAGAUGAGUGGCUCGGCGCGGAGCACUCGACAGCAGCUGAUCCAUCAGAGCAAUGCCCAACACGGACGCGUAGCUGUUUCAUUGGUUUCCUCCCGCCGAGUAUACAAGAGCCAACAAGGCGCCCUGUCUGGCGCGAUUGGAGGACGAGGCUGCAGCACUUGUGGAAAUGAAGAAAAGCGACGGAACAUCAGCGAGCUGUCCAACCGUGAAAGCCAUUCGGUUAACGCGGAACGAUUAGUUUCAGCAGACAUUAUCACUUGCAUGAUGAAUUGUAACCAAGAUUGCCAUUCGGGGAAAUUCCGCCGUCUCCUGUCAGAUAGUACGGAAAUGAGUUGCAAGUCCCAAAUUUUAACAGCUUUGGCUCAGAUUCACUCACCAAUUAAACCAAAUGUUAAAACUCCAUGUUUAAUGUCUACGCAACUUUAAUGAGCUUUAUUGUCGACGUCCUUUAAUCUAGGAUCAUAUUCUAUUUACUUGUAGUCUAUUUAUACUGAGUGCGUAGUAUGCAAGUAAUCACUUUAGAUGUUCUGUGUCUAUUGUGUAUACUUUUGUUUGCAACGUUUGCAAUA
Molecule: messenger RNA, 1993 nt
Organism: Daphnia pulex (common water flea)
Lineage: Eukaryota; Metazoa; Arthropoda; Branchiopoda; Diplostraca; Daphniidae
Product: opsin, ultraviolet-sensitive-like
Exons: 4
Coding region: 210-1850 (546 amino acids)
Biological process (GO): visual perception; G protein-coupled receptor signaling pathway
Cellular component (GO): membrane
Molecular function (GO): G protein-coupled receptor activity
Source: RefSeq, a predicted model, not a curated record